This is a messenger RNA of Sitodiplosis mosellana (orange wheat blossom midge), 1875 nucleotides long. RefSeq lists its product as uncharacterized. The record is from RefSeq and is a predicted model, not a curated record. The transcript is spliced from 2 exons. The coding region runs from base 211 to 1566 and encodes 451 amino acids. Lineage: Eukaryota; Metazoa; Arthropoda; Insecta; Diptera; Cecidomyiidae.
ACGGAGCAAAGACAUUUCUCUGCAUUCAUCGACACAUAUUGCCAUUUGUGUUUGACAGCUCUGACGAAAAUUGACUCUUCAACUGAAUUCAAAGCAACAUUAAACUGUCUAGAAAAUAUAUUCACGUUUUCUGCAAAAACUAAACGACGAAUCGAGUAAAUCAUUAGAAAUUGAAUUUUCGUUGGAAAUAUUUCGAAAAGGAGGUGAAAAAUGACUGAUUCAGAAGCUGCAUCGAACGGCAAGCAUCAGAAAGAUGAAGAAUCGAAUUGUCAGCAAAUCAAUGAUACACCAACGAAAGAAGUACGACUCACAAAUCUCAUCGAAGAUUGUCUUGAGCCGAUUUUCAUGAAGCUGAGCAUCGAGAAUCUCGUGGCCAUUGUCCACACCAAUAAACAGUUGAAGCCGGCUGCAGCAUCAGCAUUCGCACGCAAAUUCGGCACCAUGAAAAUUGUUCUGUCUAAUUUGAGACACAACCUACCGUUCGACUCAAAAAAGGAUUCCAUCCGGGUCGUCGAUUUGAACGUUUCGUUGCGGCUACUGCGCUCAUUCGGUCAUAGAAUCUCCAAGCUUCAUAUUGGCCAUAAAAAUUCGAUGGGUUCGGUUAUAUUCAGCAAUGGACUACUGAUAAAUUAUGCCAACAAAUAUUGUAAGUCAUUGGUCGAAAUUACAUUCGGCCCUUUUGCAAAUACUGAUCUCAGUUUGGCUGCGCAUGAACCAUUCCCAAUGGUUGAAACGGUUAGAUUUUGGCGAUGCAAUUUGCGUCGAUUCGGUCAAUCCGAAUUUGAUGGAUGUUUCCCUGAAAUUCGUCGUUUGGAAUUUGUUGGAAAUGUACCCAGCAACGAAUGCAUCGUCGACUGUUUGCCAAAUCUGGAACACUUGGUCAUCAACGGAUCAUUAAAUCGGCACAACAAUGACACAAUACCGAUUUCGCUUGCACUCAAUCCACAAUUGUUGUCGCUAACGUUGAAAUCGGAUGAUGCUUUAUUCAUUCUACGCAAAGGACGGCCUUAUCUAGGGCUACUUGAAUCUCUUAGUGUCACUUAUGAUUCCAAAGACCUUAUGAAUGUGCAUUUUGGGUUUGAAGUCAACGAGGUGAUUCAGUUCGAAAGCUUGCGAAAAUUGGAAGUGAAUUUCACCGAUUUAUUCUGCGAUUCAAUCCCACACAUUCCGUUCUCAUCGCAUCGUCUGGAAGAGUUGGAGGUGUCCAUCGGUAAUUGUGAAUAUAAAACGUUCAAUCGCUUAGUUCGGUAUCUCCAGAAGCAUCAAAACAUCACAAAGUUCACUUUGAUCGAAAGAAGCGAUUCGUUUUGGGAACCAUCAUACAUAAGUGAAGAAAGCAAAAUGAACAUUUCCGAGGCGAUGCUAUCGCUGGAGGAGGCUGACUUUUGGAACAUUGAAUUUUCUACCGGAGAGGUGAAACAGUUCAUUGGAAACUGUAAAACGUUGCAUCGAUUCGGUUUCAAAUUCAUCAAUGGCGGUGACUUCAACGACUUGAAGAAGCGUUUGGGCAGUGAAUGGGAAGCAUCGAUUGACCCGAAUGGCAACGUCAAAAUUGUGCGAAUUUAGAAAAAGCAAUCAUCUAAAUUCAAGCAGCUCAGAACAAUGUUAAGGAACUUUAAUUUACAACGACAUGGUUGAACCAUUUAGUUUUUCAUUUAAUUUUAUAUCGCCGAAAGAUUUUAUUUGUUUUUAUACGUAUUUUUGCAUCACAAUAAUGUUGAAUAGUUCGAAUGAUCCCAAAACACUUAGUUUUCCUCAGAAAAAAAUGAAAAAUAAUAACUUUUUUGGGCUGAAGAAAAAAAUCUUUAUUAGUUCAUUAAAACCACUACAGAUUUUAUUUUCAAAAUAUUUCCAAAUAAAGCGCAUGUACAAAUA